Molecule: messenger RNA, 1601 nt
Organism: Nematostella vectensis (starlet sea anemone)
Lineage: Eukaryota; Metazoa; Cnidaria; Anthozoa; Actiniaria; Edwardsiidae
Product: transmembrane protein 170A
Exons: 3
Coding region: 230-568 (112 amino acids)
Source: RefSeq, a predicted model, not a curated record
CCCCAGGCCCUUGCACGGUCUAAUGGCCGAAGGAUACUUAGUCACUUAGUUCACUAAUGUAUUUCUCCCUCCACAAAAACACUUUUAACGCGUAAUCGGGGAAAUAUUAAUGCAUAGUCUUAAUUCCAUAUAAAUUUAUGUGUCUCUAACUAAUCAAAUUGUAAGUCUUGCCCGAUUUCAAGGAAGCCUAGGUUGUUAAUUUGACCCGCAAAAAGAUGCUUCUUGAAAAAUGGUCGACGCGAAAGAAGAACUUGAUUCGUUUGGACGUAUGUGGUACCAAGUUUUCCUGUGGUGUCUCGCCGGCUCUGUGUUUAUUCACUGCAUAGCGGCGUUUGUGGCUUGUGCUUCGCUGAGAAAGCAUUCCCGAGGAAGAUUUCUCCCUCUCAUUAUUUUGUUUGUUGGCUUCCUUUACCCAGUGUCUGGAGGCGCCAUAACUAGUGCUUGCAUAGCAGCAGUGUACAAGACAGCAAACUUCACAAUGCCUGUCUAUGUUGCAUUCCUUUGGGGUGCAGGACAAUCAUUUAUUAGCUUCCUGUUAUCAUAUUCAAGAAUACUACCGACUCUAUGACGACAGUUGAUGCAGGACUAUCUGAAAAAAGUAUCAUAGAUCUACCACAAUUGGCAAAUGUUGGACCCAAAUGUUGCCAUGACAACUGGCUGAUCUUUGCAAUCAUUGGAGGUGCUCGCUGGAGGUUAUUUGUGAUAUACAUAUUCAUAUUCCAUGCAAGAAAUACCUUCAGCUUCAGGUUAUUUAUUCUGUGAGGAUGGAAGUUGAUUGGAAGUGUUUUUUAUUCCUAUCUGAGAGAGCAACCAUCUUCUGAGAAUUAAGUGGAUUUGGAGAUAAAUAUCGAUACAACUAGACAAUGUGAAUUUUGAAUCAUAUAAAAUCUUAAGGCAUUGUGCCAUUUUAUCUUACUCAAGAAUCUUACGCUACUACUUGCUUAUAAGUGCAAAUAAAGCCUUGAAGAAUAAUGCAGUAAGCUUGGACAAUGUUAAGGUUUCUGGCUUUUAAAAAAAGUUACUGGAACUUUAUAGGAUUGCUGUAAAUAUAUUUUGCAAAAUUUUGUGAUUUUCCUCUGCUUUACUGCUAGUUGGCUCUCAUUUGAGGUUAUUUGGAAAUGUUUUAUUUGCAUCACUAAGGGUGUUUCUUUAUUUAACAUACAAGCCAAUUCAUUGUUUCUUGUGUUUCUUGCUUCACAUGUUUUUUUCCUUGUUCAAAAACAAGCAUCCGCAAAUAACCCCACGUCAGGGCAGACUGUUAUUUGCAUUCUUUAACACUCUUUUCAGUAACUUUCCUUGUGUCAAAUCACACUCAAUACUUUUUCUCUUGCAAAUGCACUGUUCAUUUGUAAGAAAUCGAUUUUAUUAUAGAACUCAACAAUUAUCUCUUUAAUAAUAUGAAUCUAGUUUUGAGGCAUAGUGUGAUGACCAAAAAGGAAACACUAGUCAAGUGAAAGAAUUUAUCAUGUUAGAUGGAGUUUAUUUGUUGUUGAAAGUCAAACUAGUCAAGUAAAAAAAAUUAUCAUGCUUGUUGAUGAAAGUCACUCUAAGAAUGAAACAGAAAGCUAUACUGAAAUUGAAUAAAUCAAAAUUUUACUUGA